Messenger RNA from Spodoptera littoralis (African cotton leafworm), 1824 nucleotides. The record is from the annotation of a GenBank genome assembly. Lineage: Eukaryota; Metazoa; Arthropoda; Insecta; Lepidoptera; Noctuidae.
AUGGACGUGGAAGCCGCUCGAGAUGAUAUUAGUGUCGAAGAUGGAAGUUUUAUUGUUUACACCGAUAUAUUCUACACAGUUAAACUAUCAAGGAGCAUUUGGCGAAAGAAACCAGCUGUAACAGAAGAUAAUAUCAAUGAUCCAAAUGUCAUACUCCGGGGAGCGUCUGGUGCCCUCAGACCUGGGCGGAUGACCUUCAUCCUAGGACCUUCGGGAGCCGGCAAGACCACACUGCUCAAAAUCUUGGCUGGAAGAAAAAAGACAGGUGUAACAGGGUGUUUGUACGGUGCAGGUCGUAGCUCAGUGCUGGUGGCUCAAGAUACGACGCUCAUCGACACCCUUACGGCUGGGGAGACACUGCGGUUUGCUGCCAGGCUCAAGUUGCCUAAUGUGUCACAGAGGGAAAGAACAAAUGCGAUCACUACAGUAACAAAGCAGCUAGGUAUACAUGAAGUCCUCAACACUAGUGCCGGUAGACUAUCAGGUGGAGAACGAAAGAGGUUGAUUAUAGCCUGCGAGUUGCUUACAGACCCUACCAUCAUGCUGCUGGAUGAACCUACUAGUGGAUUAGAUGCUGUCUCAUCUCUCUCCGUGGCUCGAGCUCUUCACACAGUAGCCCGCAGUGGAAGAACCAUAGCAUGCGUUCUCCAUCAACCUUCAUCACAACUCUUCAACAUUGCUGAUGACGUCAUAGUGUUGGCUAAUGGCAGGACGUUGUACGCAGGAGCUAUCGCAGACAUUCCCAGUGCAUUGAAUAGAGCCGGCUUUAUAUGUCCACAGUAUUAUAAUAUAGCUGAUUAUUUGUUAGAAGUAGCAAGCAACGAGCACCCUGGUGACAUGAAUCUCUUGGAACACGAAGCCAACAGCUACGCUCACGAGAUGAGCAAGAUUGCUAAGAGCGAAAUUUGCAAUGGGAAAGGAACAGAUUUAUCACCGGAAUCGGUAGCACUCCUCAAUCCCAGCCCUACGCCAUCGAAGGGGUACGCUGCCAGCGUGUGUCAGCAGCUGAGUGCACUUCUAUGGAGAUGUUAUAUAGGAGUGAUCAGAGAUGUUUACUUGACACAGAUUCGUUUGGUAUGUCACUUCGUCGUAGCGUUACUUCUGGGUGCGCUAUACCAUGGUGCCGGCGCAGACGCGGGCCGAAUGAUGUCAAACACUGGAUGUCUAUUCUUCUUCCUGCUGUUCCUCUUCUUCUCGAAUGCCAUGCCUACUAUUCAUACAUUCCCUGUGGAAGCCAAAGUCGUCCUGCAUGAACACUUGAACAAGUGGUACUCCUUGCCAGUGUACUGUGCUUCUAAAAUCAUCGUGGACUUACCUAUACAAUUACUAUGUGCGACAGUAUUCCUAUUCCCGGCCUGGUAUUUGACUUCACAACCUCUGGAACCUGAACGCAUGGCGUUAGCAUGGCUCACGUGUGCCCUAGUCACCAUACUAGCUCAGACCUUUGGAUUCGUUGUGGGUGCAUCAUGUGGAAUGAAGCUGGGACUGUUCGUGAUUCCAGCAGCCAACAUUCCAAUGCUGAUGUUCUCAGAAUUCUUCAUUCCAUAUCGUGAGAUGCCGGUAUACCUUCGACCGUUCGCGACAAUCUCCUACUUCCGAUACGCUUUUGACGCUUUCCUAGAAACCGUGUAUGGCAUGGGUAGAGAAAAACUGCCCUGUCAUGAAGUAUUUUGCAUGUUCAAGAAUCCCGUCAAACAUCUAGAAUUCCUAGGUCUUUCUAGGAACCUACAUGCAGAUUAUUUAGCUUUAGUCUUAUGGAUAGUUUUGUUACAAAUAGCUUUAGUGGUUGUUUUACUAUUACGGGUAUAUAAGGCUUGUAGAUAG